This is a messenger RNA of Ostreobium quekettii, 747 nucleotides long. Lineage: Eukaryota; Viridiplantae; Chlorophyta; Ulvophyceae; Bryopsidales; Ostreobiaceae. The record is from the annotation of a GenBank genome assembly.
AUGGCCGCGAAGCCGCAGACCCAUGAGGAGAAGGAGCGCAAGUUCGCGGCCCUCUUCAACACCGUCCCCGCAGACCGGGAUGGGACGGGCAUGCCCGUGGGCAGCACGGACAAAGCGCGCGACGAGGCGCUGUCCGGCCUCACCUUCGACAAACUGGCGGAGAAGGCGCCCGAGUACAAGCUCCCCGAGCCGCCCAUGCCCGAGGCGGAGCACCCCAGCCUGAUGGAAGAGGCCGGCGAGCUGCCCAGCAAGGUGAUCGCCGGGGCUGCGCGCCGCUCCCCCGUGUCGGAGGCGUCGCCCUUUCCGGCCCCCACGGUUCGUGACAUCAUGGAGCGCCGGGCGGCGGCGCCCCGCCGCUGUUUGCCGGGGAGACUUUUGGGCGGUGGUCCACUGACGCCGCCCGAUUUUCUGACAUCUUUGCAGGGUGCAUCCGCUGAGCCCCUCGUGCUCGACGAGAAGCACAAGAAGUUCGUCGCCAUCUUUGGCCAGGUCACCGACGCCCAGGCCACCGAGUAUGGUGGCCAGGCGUUCGCCCCCGACAAGGAUGUGGCCUUCGAGGCGUUGCCCGAGAAGCACGAGGAGCCGGAGCUGCCCGACGUGAACGUGCAGCCGGAGCGGGACUUCCUGAAAGAAGACGCGGAGGAGAGGCGGCGCACGGCCCAGCCUGAAGAGAAGCACUCCGAGAAAUACGACAAAGCCCACGACGGAUUCGUCAAGAUAUUCAAGGCCCCAGUCUCAGAGGACUGA